AUGUCAAUUGUAGAUGAACAAGAAGUUUCUGAACGUUUAGAGUUGGGUGAUUUCAAAGAUAGACAAUGUUUAACAAUAUCCGAAGUUGCUCAAAUGCUCUCUAAAAAAAAGGAAGAAGUGGAACAAGAACAAACAGAUUAUAUUAACGAUGUUUUCGAUAAGAGUUUAACCUAUGCCAGAAGAUUUGGAGGUGGAUUAUCUGUUGAAACAACAAUGGCAAUUAAAUCUGCUCUCGGAAGAGCUACAGUGACACUUAAAGAUUCACAAGAAAGAAGAAAGCUCCAACCUUUCCAAAUUGCUCAAUUGGCCAACUUGAUGCCAGGUGAUGCAGAAGAAGCUGCCACCCUUAUUCCUAGCUUGAAAGCGUUUGAUGAAACUGAAAUUGGUAAUCUGUUAAAAGAUCUAGAAAGUCUUAAGGGCAUCUAA
Molecule: messenger RNA, 426 nt
Organism: Naegleria gruberi
Lineage: Eukaryota; Heterolobosea; Eutetramitea; Acrasida; Naegleriidae
Exons: 1
Coding region: 1-426 (141 amino acids)
Biological process (GO): positive regulation of translational initiation; nuclear-transcribed mRNA catabolic process, deadenylation-dependent decay; mRNA export from nucleus in response to heat stress
Cellular component (GO): RNA polymerase II, core complex; P-body
Molecular function (GO): nucleotide binding; translation initiation factor binding
Source: RefSeq, a predicted model, not a curated record